CCUUUUUAGAGUAUAUAGAGCGCACCCAAACCAGCGGUAAUCAAUCCAAACAUAUGGUAAGAAAAUGUUAAAAUCGUACAUACAAAGAUGUAAAUUUUUUCAGAUUUGUUCUGAUGGAAUACAUUUUAAAUUUUUAUCAUUUUGUGCUGAUAAUCAUUUUUAUAGAACAUUUGACAAACCUACUUGGAAAAACCCAGAUAAUCCGGGAAAUCCUCAACUAGAUCUUUUAGAAAACUUAACAGAUUUUGAAGAGUCGAGAGACGAGUUUAGAUAUAUAGAAAAUAUUAUGGAGGUUUGUCAACCUAAAACUGUUCAUGAACCAACUGAUUUAGAUGAUAGAAGACCUAGGCCAUCGGGCUGGAUUCCCCCUCCAACUCAUUGUCCAAAUUUAUCAUACUUUGUAUCACGAACAAAAAAUCACCUCCUCCCUGUUUAUUUUUAUUUAAAAUACAAUGGCUCUCAAAAAGUGACAAAAAUCAAGAAUAUUAUGGGAAAUAUAUGGGACUUUGAAACAGACCUCAUUAAACAUCUUUCUGAAUAUAUCACUGACAAAGAUUUUAUACCACCAACUCAAAUCAAUGAAUAUUCCCAGAGUAUAAAUAUCAAAGGUGUAUGGACAGAAGAAAUUAAACAAUUUUUGGCCAAUAAAGGAUUUUAAUAAAAGAAUGUAAAACAUUUUUUUAUAUUAUAAUACACCAAUAUAACAUUGGCCAUCAAUAUACAACUUCAGAUGAUCUUUUAAUAAUACUGCAAAAUAAUUUUAUAUGCCUAGUUAU
Gordionus sp. m RMFG-2023 is the source of this 776-nucleotide messenger RNA. RefSeq names its product large ribosomal subunit protein mL49-like. Gene Ontology annotation, molecular function: structural constituent of ribosome. The transcript is spliced from 5 exons. Gene Ontology annotation, biological process: translation. The record is from RefSeq and is a predicted model, not a curated record. Bases 65 to 658 code for a protein of 197 amino acids. NCBI's taxonomy places the organism in Eukaryota, Metazoa, Nematomorpha, Gordioida, Chordodea, Parachordodidae. Gene Ontology annotation, cellular component: mitochondrial large ribosomal subunit; ribosome.